Messenger RNA from Pieris brassicae (large cabbage white), 2496 nucleotides. RefSeq lists its product as uncharacterized. NCBI's taxonomy places the organism in Eukaryota, Metazoa, Arthropoda, Insecta, Lepidoptera, Pieridae. The coding region runs from base 3 to 1952 and encodes 649 amino acids. The record is from RefSeq and is a predicted model, not a curated record. The transcript is spliced from 13 exons.
CUAUGCUCUUGAGACUGAUUUUCUGCUUUUUUAUCAUCAAAGAAGCCUUUUGCACAGAUCCAGAAGUGGUCGUGCUGCGAGCAGUACGCGGCAGGGACGCUCGUCUGCCCUGUGGCCAGGGAAAAGUGUUUCUAGAUGGCCCAGACUCUUAUGUACUCUGGCUGAAAAAUGACAGAGAUUUUCUAUAUCGAUUUCCUAAUGAAGAUUCUGAAAGAAGGUUGAUAAAUCGUGAUCGCAUCUACGGCACAUCGUGCGACACUGGAGCAUGUUAUGAUGAUACUUCAUUACUCCUGAAAAGGGUCACUGAGGAAGAUAGUGGAAUUUACAGAUGUAGGGUUCACUACCAAGCUUCUCCAUCUCUUGAUUUUGUCAUUGAUAUAAGGUUGGUGGAUUCGCCGGGGUUGCCUCGAAUAAUCAACGAAGCUGGUGAUGAAAUAAAAAGGGGCUACGUGGGACCACUGAGUCUAGGGUCCGAUAUGACUUUAAUUUGUGAAGUUGAUGAUGACCAACCAGACACUCUUGUCUACUGGCGUCGGAACGGAGUGAUAAAAGAGCGAGCCCAUACUAUACGUCCUGGAGUACUUCGAGCUGAUGUACACGUUCACAACGCAACCCGAGAUGAGCUCGACGCGCAUUACGAGUGCCUUGCACAAAAUGCUGAUGUCACAGAGCCGCUAAGCGCAAGCGUAGUCGUCAAAAUGUAUUUGCCGCCCAUUAAUGUGGAAAUUCGUUUAAACAACAACUUUGACUUCGAGGCGGGACAGCCACGUGUUGUGGAUUGUGUGAUUGUUGGGUGUGUCCCACCACCAUCAAUAACUUGGCACCUUGGAGACGUUCUACUAAGACCUACUGUUCACAAGGAACUGCAUGAUGGAAACUACACUGUGUCUUCAUUAACACUGGCGCCGUCGCUUCAGAACACCAAACAUGACCUCGUCUGUCGCGCACACAAUUCUCAUCUACCAAACGGAGUGUUUGAAGACAAAGUCACAUUGAAUGUGGGAUUUCGUCCCUUAUGUAUUUCAACAAGGGAAGAAACUAUAGGCGCUGUCGAGCGAGAAGCUGAAACUGUGGUUUGCAUUGUUGAAGCAUCACCGGAACCUCUCCAGUUUAGUUGGACCUUUGCGGACUCUAGAACACUAUACACUAGUGUUAAGAAGCUACCAGGUCAUACACACAGGUACUCAUCUACAUUGACCUGGCUUCCUAGGGAGAGUGAUAUUGGUAUUCUGCUGUGUCGGGCGACAAACGCGUUUGGGGAACAAAAGCGUCCUUGCUCAUAUACUAUCUCAGAAGGCGGUCCACCUCGAGCACCUGAUUGCGUCGUACUACGCUCUUAUCCACACGCCAUCCGUAUUCACUGCCAAAAAGGUUGGGAUGGAGGAAGAACACAAACUGUGUACUUAGAACUGCUGAACGCGGACGGUACCUUGGUCCACAAUAUUUCAAAUACAGCUGGACAAUUUCAACUCCCUGAUAUAGCAGAUGAAAGAAAUUUGACAGCUGUAGUGUACGCUGCGAAUUCUAGAGGACGAAGUGAACCGAAGACAUUACAUCUUCAGACAAUAACACCUAUUAGUGCGUCAGCUGUUAAAAAGUACUCCCAGACGGCUAGUUGGACGCCCUGGCUGGAAGGUAUAGGUAUUGUUGGAGUAAUAGCAGCCGCGGUAACUGGAUCAGCUAUCUGCUUCAAAAUAAUCCGAAGCAAGAAAGAUGCAAUCGAACACAAUCCCGAUUUAGUACCUCGAUCUGAUGGCACAUUUCAUCGAGAACCCGACUUUACCCGGGAAGAACGUCUUGUUGGUACGACAAAUAUAACAGUUAAUCAACUUGCGUCAUGUCAGAAUCAAUACACGCCUUCGCCCGUACCUUCUUGUAGAGUACUAGUGGGUUGUAGUCGUCCGCCGCCUCAAGAUUCUUGUCCUGCAACUCAACACUCUUAUUUUGUAUAAAAUAAUGAGAUUAUAAGAAAAUAUUUGCAUGAUAAAUAGCCUUCACCGAACUUUUACAGGUGUAGUCAGAGUCGUUCAUUGAAUUAUUUCUAAGGAUACUUAAUAGGCAUACAUAUAACUAUGCGACUCGGCUUAAUGCCCAAUUGGUAAACGAUUAAAAAGCAUAAAGUCAAAACUAUUGCCAUAAUAUAUUUUAAAAAAAACUAUUAAAAAAGCAUAAAUAGUACCUUCUUUAACAAAUGUUAAACUUUUAAUGAACGACACUGAUUUUAGUUGCCAGUACCUAUUUUGUAUGUAAUUUGUAUAGAAUUUAUACCAUUCACUUUAAGUAGGUUUUAAGAUUAAGUUCCGUAUGUCAAAUUCAAUACGUUUAUUACAUACUGGAGUCAAACUUAGCAAAGGCUUUGUAAAAUUAAUACAUGUAAAAUUAUUUAAGUGACUCACUUCCCUGUUAGACCCUGCUAUUAAAGUAGACCUACUUGUAAAUGACACCGGCUUUACUAAUCUUUAUAGUAUAAUUAAUAAGUUUUAAAAAUGUUAAAGU